Messenger RNA from Gadus chalcogrammus (walleye pollock), 638 nucleotides. Its product is annotated as disintegrin and metalloproteinase domain-containing protein 15-like. The transcript has 2 exons. The record is from RefSeq and is a predicted model, not a curated record. Lineage: Eukaryota; Metazoa; Chordata; Actinopteri; Gadiformes; Gadidae. The coding region runs from base 46 to 450 and encodes 134 amino acids.
UACGUCAAGUGGCUACGACGGAAGACACCGCAGCCUGGGAGCUCCAUGGACGCCGCCAUUCAGUACUUCUUGGGCCGAGACAAGGAGCGGUCGGCGGAGGCGGCUGCUACACCCCCUCCGCCCGCCAGCAGCAGCACCAGCAGCGGCCCCAGCACCACCACCAGCCAGGCCGCUGCUUCCACCGUGCUGCCGCCCCGCAAGCCGACCGCUCCCAAUUUCUCGGCCCUUGUGCGCGGGCGUCCGAUGGGCCCCAGGGAGCUGCAGGCCCAGAUCAGGAGACUGAUGAGCCCACCAGCACGGCCUGCAGCUCCAGCGGUGUCUUCCGUCAGAGACCAGCGCCCCUCGGUUCCGCCGCCCCCCACCACAGAGGUGACGGACGAGGAGCUGGUCCGGAUGGUCACUGAUGUAGAAAUGGGUAACUGGCACCACACCGGACGUGUCGCACUGUAACAUUGGCCUUGGAUAUCUAUUCUUGAGUCAGUAUGUUUGUAUUAACUGUAACUUUUUAAUUUGCUGGUCGCUAAAGCUGAUGCCUGAAGGAUAAAGGUAGGUUUAUCAGGUGAUGUAGCCGUCUUUGUAGGUGGUAGACGCGCCGUCCUCUCUCACGUGGUGGUAAUGUGGAUUUGAUUAAACUCCCA